UAGAAAAGACAGGAAGUAAAUAUUGGUGCGCUAAAGCGUGCUGCAAGUUCGCAAUAUUAAUCAGCGAAAUCGACGAAAUGGAUCGUUUCUCGUGGACUAACGGUUUAUUGGAAAUAAAUGAGACGUUAGUGAUACAGCAAAGAGGUGUCAGACUGUAUGAUGGAGAUGAUAAAGCCAAACUUGACUUGGGAAUAGCUCUGCUGACUACCCAUCGGCUGAUAUGGAGAGAUCAGAAAAAUCACGAGUGCUGCAUUUCUUUACCCUUAUCUCAGGUUAUCUUUUUCGAGGAGCAAGCAGCUGGCAUUGGUAAGAGCGCAAAGAUAGUGGUUCAUUUGCACCCAUGCACUGAAAACAAGGAACCUGGUCCAUACCAGCACAGCAAGUUUUCCUUCAUCAAGUUGUCCUUCAAGGAGCACGGGCAGAUUGAGUUCAACCGGAGACUGUCGGAGGAGAUGACACAGAAGAGAUGGGAGAACACACCAGCCUCUCAACCCAUCCCAACCACAUCAGGAUCUCGCGCAGGAGGAAGAACCCGUGCAGUUGGGAUUGUGGGAAUUGAGAGAAAGCUGGAGGAGAAGCGCAAGGAAACCGACAAGAGCAUCUCCGAGGCUUUCGAGGACCUCAGCAAGCUCAUGGUGAAGGCAAAAGAGAUGGUGGAGCUGUCAAGAUCCAUCGCCAACAAAAUCAAGGACAAGCAAGGGGACAUCACGGAGGACGAGACCAUCCGCUUCAAGUCCUAUUUACUCAGCAUGGGCAUUGCCAACCCUGUCACAAGGGAUACCCACGGCUCAGGGACACACUACCACUUGCAGCUGGCCAAGCAACUUGGUACUAUGCUGCAGGCCCCUCUGGAGGAGCGUGGAGGGAUGAUGGCCCUCACCGAGGUCUACUGCCUGGUCAACAGGGCCAGAGGAAUGGAACUGCUGUCGCCUGAGGACUUGGUGAACGCCUGCAAGCAGUUUGAGCCGCUGAAACUCCCACUGAGGCUCCGAGUGUUUGACAGCGGUGUGAUGGUGGUCCAGCUGCAGUCCCACAGCGAGGAGGAGAUGAUCGCCUCCGCAUUGGAUAAUGUGUCCGACAAGGGCUCCUUGACCGCAGAGGAGUUUGCCAAGCUUUUGGGGCUGUCUGUUCUUCUCGCCAAGGAGAGGCUGCUGCUGGCGGAGAAGAUGGGACACAUUUGUCGUGACGACUCAGUCGAGGGCUUGCGCUUCUAUCCAAACCUGUUUUGUACACCCUGAAACACCUGAUAUAUUUUGGUUGAAAGGAAAGCUUUGAACCCACUCCACUUGCUCUCUAUUCAGAGAUAUGCUCUUACUCAGCUCUAGGACAAGUCUUGACUGUUCUUAAAUUCUAAAGAAUAUUUACACUUGUUUACAAUAGCAGAUUUCUUGGGGGGAAAACAUUAUUUUGGAUACAUAUUUCUUAUAUUUGCUUACCUUAUGCAAGAUGAUCUGGGUAUUUUCCUCUCCUUAUCUCAUAAAAACUAAGAGCCGUAUAUUUAUUAGUUUUAUUCAUCCUUUUUAAGACAUAAUAACUCAAUGUACAUAUUAAAUCAUAUCUGUGUGAUGAUGUGUCUGAGGAUUGGUAUUCUGUUGGAUCAGUAAUCUUAUCAGUAGGCCUAUGGAAAUAAAAUAUCACCAUUUGUUAAA
Molecule: messenger RNA, 1649 nt
Organism: Engraulis encrasicolus (European anchovy)
Lineage: Eukaryota; Metazoa; Chordata; Actinopteri; Clupeiformes; Engraulidae
Gene: vps36
Product: vacuolar protein sorting 36 homolog
Exons: 1
Coding region: 78-1238 (386 amino acids)
Biological process (GO): protein transport to vacuole involved in ubiquitin-dependent protein catabolic process via the multivesicular body sorting pathway
Cellular component (GO): late endosome membrane; ESCRT II complex
Molecular function (GO): ubiquitin binding; phosphatidylinositol-3-phosphate binding
Source: RefSeq, a predicted model, not a curated record